GGUGACAUUGAAUCAUUAAGUAUGCUUUCUUGGCUCAUGUUCAUCAAUUUACUGCCUAGAAGGUUAGGGUUGGCAUAUGCUUAAUAUGCCUAUCUUAUCCGAUAUUCAGGCACUCGACAUGGAUAUAUCUUCCCCAUGCCCAUCUAUAUCCUUGAACUGGCAUGUUCAUGUAUGUAUGGACGGCGAUCAAAAAGAGAUAACACGGUACAUCUCUGGGUGGUGAAGUUGGUUAUGAAGGGGUGAAGGCUUUUGAUAUGCGGAGAAAUACUCCCGUGAUCGUCAUCCGAUGGGCACCUUUCCUCCGUGUGGGGGAUCUUCACCAAUACUUUCCUUCUACGUUGUGCUGCAUUGGUCCGGUCUCACAGCAUUCCAGCUGGCAGGAAGUACCUCCGGGCGUUCUGGCCCUCCUCUGAUUUGCUUGUUAAUGGUGCUUUGACCAGCAGGGGGCCAUCGUGUACUGGUUUGUUUGUAUACAGCUCCACGAUUCUACAUGAUGUUUAGAUGAAAUCGUAUGUACUCCACUUUCGACGAAGGACUCUAUUGGACCAUUCCCUACUCUAUAAACAUCAUUGACGCAAGGUGUUCGACAUUUUAAUUAAUGAAGCCGGUUAUUUAUACUAUUUAUCCUUUCAACCCUACUUAUAAUCGUGCAAUUGCCCCCCGAAACAUGCGAAAUCUGCUGUAAGCUCUCACUGGGGUUCUUCUGCAGCACGACACCAUGAAGCUCCUCUCUGUUGCUGCUGUUGCCUUGCUGGCGGCACAAGCAGCGGGUGCUUCCAUCAAGCAUCGUCUCAAUGGUUUCACGAUCCUGGAACAUCCGGAUCCGGCGAAACGAGACUUGUUGCAGGACAUUGUUACAUGGGAUGACAAAUCUCUGUUCAUAAAUGGAGAAAGGAUUAUGUUAUUCAGCGGAGAAGUGCAUCCAUUCAGAUUACCAGUACCAUCGCUUUGGCUCGAUAUUUUCCAGAAGAUCAGGGCUCUCGGUUUCAAUUGUGUAUCUUUCUAUAUUGAUUGGGCCCUCCUGGAGGGAAAGCCUGGCGAAUACAAAGCAGAGGGCAUCUUUGCUCUGGAACCCUUCUUUGAUGCAGCCAAGGAGGCAGGCAUUUAUCUGAUCGCCCGCCCCGGUCCAUACAUCAAUGCUGAGUCCUCAGGUGGUGGUUUUCCUGGAUGGCUGCAGAGGGUCAAUGGCACUCUGCGCUCGUCUGAUAAGCCAUUCCUUGAAGCUACUGAUAACUAUAUCGCCAAUGUCGCUGCUACCAUCGCAAAGGCUCAAAUCACGAAUGGAGGGCCAGUGAUUCUCUACCAGCCCGAAAACGAAUACAGCGGUGGCUGCUGCGGUGUCACUUACCCUGAUGGAGACUAUAUGCAAUAUGUUAUGGACCAGGCUCGGAACGCUGAUAUUGUUGUACCCCUCAUCAGCAACGAUGCCUCGCCUUCUGGGCACAAUGCUCCUGGGACCGGGGUGGGAGCUGUUGAUAUUUAUGGUCACGAUAGUUAUCCGCUCGGCUUUGAUUGUGCAAACCCCUCUGUAUGGCCCGAGGGCAAACUGCCCGAGAAUUUCCGCCAGCUCCAUCUCGAACAGAGCCCAUCAACUCCGUACUCACUUCUUGAGUUCCAAGCGGGUGCUUUCGACCCAUGGGGUGGACCCGGCUUUGAAAAUUGCUAUGCUCUCGUUAAUCACGAAUUUUCGAGAGUCUUUUACAGGAACGAUUUGAGUUUCGGGGUUUCUACUCUUAACUUAUACAUGACGUUCGGUGGAACAAACUGGGGCAACCUUGGACACCCCGGAGGAUAUACAUCCUACGAUUACGGCUCACCUAUAACUGAAACGCGAAAUGUGACACGAGAGAAGUACAGCGACAUAAAGCUCCUCAGCAACUUUGUCAAAGUAUCCCCAGCCUAUCUCACCGCUACUCCCGGAAACCUGAGUACCGGUGUCUACACGGACACCUCGGACCUAGCUGUUACCCCUUUAAUUGGUGAUCGUCCUGGCUCGUUCUUCGUGGUUAGACAUACGGACUAUUCCAGUCAAGAGUCAACUUCGUACAAGCUUAGACUUCCUACCAGUGCUGGUAACCUGACUAUUCCCCAGCUGGAUGGUACUUUAAGUCUUAACGGACGUGACUCUAAGAUUCAUGUUGUUGACUAUAAUGUGUCUGGAACGAACAUUAUCUAUUCGACAGCUGAAGUCUUCACCUGGAAGAAGUUUGACGAUAAAAAGGUCCUGGUCUUAUACGGCGGGCCAAAGGAACACCAUGAACUGGCCAUUGCCUCCAAGUCUAAUGCAACUAUUAUUGAAGGUUCGGACUCUGGGAUCGUCUCAAAGAGGAAGGGCAGCUCUGUCAUCAUUAGCUGGGAUGUCUCAUCUACUCGUCGCAUUGUUCAAGUCGGUGACUUGAGAGUGGUCCUGCUUGAUAGGAACUCUGCUUACAACUACUGGGUCCCCGAGCUUCCAACGGAAGGUACUUCUCCCGGUUUCAACACGGCGAAGACGACCGCCUCAUCCAUUAUUGUGAAGGCCGGUUAUCUUCUGCGAGGCGCUCACCUGGAUGGUGCCAACCUCCAUCUGACUGCCGAUUUCAAUGCCACCACCCCGAUUGAAGUGAUCGGUGCUCCGGCAAGCGCUAAGAACCUGUUCGUGAAUGGCGAAAAGGCUAGCCACACCGUUGACAAGAACGGCAUCUGGAGUAGUGAGGUCAAGUACGCAGCUCCAGAUAUCACGCUUCCUAGUUUGAAGGAUCUGGACUGGAAAUAUCUGGACACACUUCCCGAGAUCAAGUCUUCCUAUGACGACUCUGCUUGGGUUUCUGCGGAUCUUCCAACAACGAAGAACACCCACCGUCCUCUUGACACACCAACAUCUCUAUACUCUUCUGACUAUGGCUUCCACACUGGCUACCUGAUCUACAGGGGCCACUUCAUUGCCAACGGCAAAGAAAGCGAAUUUGUCAUCCGCACACAGGGUGGUAGCGCAUUUGGCAGCUCCGUAUGGCUGAACGAGACCUAUCUAGGCUCUUGGGCUGGUGCCGAUUAUGCUAUGGACGGUAACUCUACCUUCAAGCUGUCUCAGCUGGAGUCCGGCAAGAACUACGUUAUCACCGUUGUUAUUGACAACUUGGGUCUCGACGAGAACUGGACCGUCGGCGAGGAAACCAUGAAGAACCCUCGUGGUAUUCUUAGCUACAAACUGAGCGGACAGGAUGCCAGCGCAAUCACCUGGAAGCUCACUGGUAACCUCGGAGGAGAAGACUACCAGGAUAAGGUCAGAGGGCCUCUGAACGAAGGUGGACUGUACGCAGAGCGCCAGGGCUUCCAUCAGCCUCAGCCUCCAAGCGACUCCUGGGAGUCGGGCAGUCCCCUUGAAGGUCUGUCGAAGCCAGGUAUCGGAUUCUACACUGCCCAACUCGACCUCGAUAUCCCGAAGGGCUGGGAUGUGCCGCUGUACUUCAACUUUGGCAACAACACCCAGGCGGUUCGGGCACAGCUGUACGUGAACGGUUAUCAGUAUGGCAAGUACACUGGCAACGUUGGGCCACAGACUAGCUUCCCUGUUCCCGAAGGUAUCCUGAACUACCGCGGAACCAAUUAUUUGGCACUGAGUCUUUGGGCCUUGGAGUCGGAUGGCGCUAAGCUGGGUAGCUUCGAACUGUCCUACACCACCCCUGUGCUGACUGGAUACGGGGAUGUUGAGUCACCCGAGCAGCCCAAGUAUGAGCAGCGGAAGGGAGCAUACUAAUCUUAAUUCUAAGAUAGUGGCUGUGAGUGAUUAAGGAACAGAGUUUUAGUUAUGCAGACCGCUUAUAUGGCUGCAAUUGCAAUGGGAUACCAUACUCUUUAAGUCUUUGAGGCUCGAAUCCACCUAGUAAUCGCUUCGUAAACUUUCUGGUCAGAGAGUUUUAUUUCUGUUGUAACCUUAGUAGCCGCAAGAAUUAAAGGAAAUACAGUUGGACCUACCAUAGCUUGAGGCAAUCAAUAUGUAAGCUAGUAGGGCUCAGAGUAAGCCCGGCUCUACAAUUAUACUUGCAAUUCGGGCAAGGUACUGUUCAGCUGUUUAAAGCCCACAGGGGAAGUCCAUAUUGCCCUAUGCCCUUUAGUAUUUACUUAUCAGUAUGAUCUCUCCC
Messenger RNA from Aspergillus pseudonomiae, 4121 nucleotides. Its product is annotated as glycoside hydrolase family 35 protein. The record is from RefSeq and is a predicted model, not a curated record. Gene Ontology annotation, biological process: carbohydrate metabolic process. Gene Ontology annotation, molecular function: beta-galactosidase activity. Lineage: Eukaryota; Fungi; Ascomycota; Eurotiomycetes; Eurotiales; Aspergillaceae. The transcript is spliced from 9 exons. Gene Ontology annotation, cellular component: vacuole. Bases 719 to 3736 code for a protein of 1005 amino acids.